GGGAGCGAGGAGGGCGGGAUUCGGUCAAGUAAGCGUCGUCGCCCGGUUGAAACGUUUCUUUCCACGUUAUAACCGGCUAAUAAUUAUUAACUAGUUAUCGGUGAUUUCGGUGAAACGCGCGGGUCGUGUUUCUGACUUUUAAUUGGGUGACGUCGACUAAUGGAUUGUGCCUGAGGCGAUUCGGAGAGCGGCGUGAUGAGUCACCGCACCCUCCAUCUCUUCCGUAAGGGCCUGCGGCUGCACGAUAACCCCACCCUGCUGGGGGCGCUGGAGAGCUCGGCCGCGCUCUUCCCCGUCUACGUCCUGGACCGCUCGCUCCUGCAGGGGGCGCUGCGCUUGGGCCCGCUGCGCUGGCGCUUCCUCCUGCAGAGCCUGGAGGAUCUGGACGCUAGUCUGCGGGCGCUAGGCUCGCGGCUCUACGUCGUGCGCGGGGCGACGGCGGCGGUGCUGAGCGACCUCGUGACCCGCUGGGGCCUGACGCAGAUCAGCUACGACACCGAGGUGGAGCCGUAUUACGCCCGCAUGGAGCAGGAAAUACACGAGCUAGCGGAGGAGCGCGGACUCCAGACGUACACGCAUGUGUCGCACACACUCUACGACGUCAGGAGGAUCGUGAAGGCCAACGGCGGCUCUCCUCCGCUCACCUACAAGAACUUCCUGCAUGUUUUGUCUGUUUUGGGUGAACCGGAGAAACCGGUGCGGGACGUCGGCGCAGAGGACUUCCUGAGAUGCUGGACCCCCGUGGAGCCGGAUCACCAGCAGGCGUAUGGAGUCCCGUCUCCGGCUGACCUGGGUCUGGACGUCCCGUCUGAGGUGUCGUGGCCCGGCGGAGAGACACACGCUCUCCAGAGACUCCACAAACACUUCCAGAGUCAGGGAUGGCUGGAGAACUUCUCCAAAGCGCGGACGCUCCCGAGCUCUCUGCUGCCGAGCACCACGGGCCUGAGUCCCUACCUGAGUCUGGGCUGUCUGUCGGCCCGCACCUUCUACCACCGGCUCAGCGGCGUCUCCGCUCAGCCGAAGAACCACUCGUUGCCGCCCGUGUCUCUGCAGGGUCAGGUUCUGUGGCGUGAGUUCUUCUACACCGUCGCGUCCUCCACGCCCAACUUUACUAAAAUGCGAGGGAACCCCAUCUGUCUGCAGAUCGACUGGUACCAGGAUCCAGAGGCUCUGGAGAAAUGGAGAACCGCUCAGACGGGCUUCCCCUGGAUCGACGCCAUCAUGACCCAGCUGAGGCAGGAGGGCUGGAUCCAUCACCUGGCGCGGCACGCCGUGGCCUGCUUCCUGACCCGAGGAGAUCUGUGGAUCAGCUGGGAGGAGGGCAUGAAGGUGUUCGAGGAGUUCCUGCUGGACGCGGACUAUAGCGUGAACGCUGGGAACUGGAUGUGGUUAUCUGCUAGCGCGUUCUUCCACAAAUACACCAGGAUCUUCUGCCCCGUGCGCUUCGGCCGCCGGACCGACCCUCAAGGACAGUAUCUGAGGAAGUACCUGCCCGUUCUGAAGAACUUCCCUUCGCAGUAUAUUUAUGAGCCGUGGAAAGCUCCAGAAGACGUCCAGCUCCGCGCCGGCUGCAUCAUCGGCAAGGACUAUCCUCGUCCCAUGGUGUGCCACACAGAGGCCAGUCAGAGGAACCUGGGUUUGAUGCGUCAGGUGCGCACCGAACAGCAGAACACGGCCGAACUCACGCGAGGUAAAGCGUACGACGUCGAUAUUCUCUCUAUGUCACCUUCAAAGGGUCAUAAAUGGUUUGAUCUGCUCAAAGAUUUGGCGGAUGAUCCGAUGGAGGUGGGGCUUAAACGUGAGCUGCAGGAGGAGGAGGAGCUUCUGGAGGGGGCGGGGCAACACAACAUGUCAAAACGUUUCAGCGGGGAUGCGGAUCAUAAGCCCCGCCCCUGCAGCUGGACGCCGGAGACUCUACAGCUGAGCGAAGAGGUCAUGUGACUAGAACGGCCCAAUCAGACCACACUACUGCGAACAGAAACAUGUCGCAGCGAACAGAAAAGACGUUAUUUGAACUCUGUUGAUCAGUUUGUUUGGUCUGAACACUGUGACCCUCGUUUCACGUUUUUGUUCAUGAGAGAUUUAUCUACACUGAACAGCUGAACGGAAAGAGUGAAUUAUAAUAACAUUUAAUUUUAUGCAGCAGUCUUCCUAAUGCAAAUGUGUUUUUGUCCAUCGUUAAAUACAUGUUUGUUAUGCAAAACAUCAAAUAAACCAUCUGCAAAUGUGCUCUGGCAUGUAAAUAAAUAUAUAGAAAUAUUCAUAA
Messenger RNA from Puntigrus tetrazona (Sumatra barb), 2266 nucleotides. RefSeq names its product cryptochrome circadian regulator 4 (gene cry4). The record is from RefSeq and is a predicted model, not a curated record. Gene Ontology annotation, cellular component: cytoplasm; nucleus. The coding region runs from base 196 to 1941 and encodes 581 amino acids. Gene Ontology annotation, biological process: circadian regulation of gene expression; entrainment of circadian clock by photoperiod. The transcript is spliced from 10 exons. Gene Ontology annotation, molecular function: DNA binding; FAD binding. Lineage: Eukaryota; Metazoa; Chordata; Actinopteri; Cypriniformes; Cyprinidae.